AAACACCCCAAAUUCAAAACCCUAAAUCAUUUUCUCACCUAUUUAUAUAUUUGUUUACAUCUGUAUCUAUAUACUCAUACAUAAUUCUUUGAUUUUGAUCAUUAUUUCUUCAAUUCUUCAUUGUUUUGCAUCGGCGCACCGUAAUUCAGUUCGAAAUUCGUUCAUCUGGUUUUGGCGAUUGCGGAGAUUUUUCUGAAAAAUAUUUAACGUCUAGUAUUUGAUAUAAUGCGUGCACCAUCAUUGUUUGCACAAUGCUUGCCUGGCUUAGGACCUGACCGGGUUGGGCAAAGCAUUUCUACUGCAUCUGAUAGGGAGAUGCACAUGCCUUCUCCAGCGGUUGAAAUUGUACCUUCUAAGAUGGGGUACCCUUAUAAAUAUUCCGGGGAGAGCAUUGAUUUGCAAGGAGUAAAUAUAUUUAAGGGAAGAGUUAGUGUCUCCGAUAUGAUAGGUUUGGACUUGAUGCCAUCAAAAUCCGAUGGAUCUUCCAAAUCAUGGGAUAGCUCAUUUGAUCUCACGAACGUCCUUAAACAGGAGAUUCGCGAUGCUCAACUAAGUUUUAGAGGCAAACGAGUGCUCGAGCUUGGUUGUGGCUAUGGGCUUCCGGGGAUCUUUGCUUGUCUAAAGGGAGCUUCAGUAGUACACUUUCAAGAUCUAAAUGCCGAAGCUAUAAGAUGCACAACUAUCCCAAACGUCCUGGCAAAUCUUCAACAGGCCCGGGACAGACAGAGUCGACAGCCUGAGAGUUCCCUUACUCCAUCAAGACAAAUUAUUUCUCCUACUGUUCACUUUUAUGCUGGAGAGUGGGAUGAACUUUCUACUGUUUUGUCUGUUGUCGAGUGUGAUGUACCGGAGUUACCAAAGUUUAGUUUCUCGGAGGAGGAUUUCGUGGAUGGGUGUAGUAGUCAGGAUGGCAGCAUUAUUGGACAUGAAAAUUCCUCAAGGAGAUCAAGGAAGCUUUCAGGAAGCAGGGUGUGGGAGAGGGCUAGUGAAAUGGACCAAGGUGGAGGAUAUGAUGUUAUUUUAAUGACUGAUAUUCCAUAUUCAGCAACCUCUUUAAAAAAGCUGUAUGCUCUAAUCAAAAAGUGCUUGAAGCCACCUUAUGGAGUGCUAUUUGUCGCCACAAAAAAACAUUAUGUGGGGUUCAAUAGUGCUGCAAGACAACUGAGGAGCCUGGUCGACGAGGAGGGCAUAUUAGGCACCCAUUUAAUCAAAGAAAUGACAGAUAGAGAAGUUUGGAAGUUUUUUCUCAAAUGAACAUACAAUCCAAAACAUCCACAGAUAUUACAAAGUAAGAAUAUCGCAUCACUAAUCUGUUAACUGUUUUCCUUCUAUAAAUUCAAAUAUACAUUGAUUAAACUGGAAAAUAAAUCAUAUUACUAUGCUACUAACCCUGUUUCACUUAUUGAUCAAUACGCCCCUAGUGAUUUUAUGGUGCCUUGUUUUAGUUCUUGUAAUCGUUGUUUCUUGUGUUAUUUUAUUUGAAAUCAUAUAUCCUAUGUAUCCAUGACAGUUAUAUAAAUAUCAUAAUGGGCUGUUUAAUAAUGU
Messenger RNA from Erigeron canadensis, 1545 nucleotides. Its product is annotated as histidine protein methyltransferase 1 homolog. The coding region runs from base 226 to 1254 and encodes 342 amino acids. The record is from RefSeq and is a predicted model, not a curated record. The transcript has 8 exons. Lineage: Eukaryota; Viridiplantae; Streptophyta; Magnoliopsida; Asterales; Asteraceae.